Molecule: messenger RNA, 3989 nt
Organism: Girardinichthys multiradiatus
Lineage: Eukaryota; Metazoa; Chordata; Actinopteri; Cyprinodontiformes; Goodeidae
Product: zinc finger protein 638-like
Exons: 10
Coding region: 248-3733 (1161 amino acids)
Source: RefSeq, a predicted model, not a curated record
GUUUGAAAUGGGCAGAGCGGACUUCCAGAUGAGAAGAAGAAGAACCGCUGCCAGGCCUCAGCCAUGCAGGGAAACAACGCAGAGGGGCAGAGCCUGCGAAAAGUGUAAAACCACACAUGUUGUUGACCGGCUGAAUGUGUUGCCGUCCAGACUGAUCUGAUUGGACACGGAGACCUGCCAGAUAAUCACUUACAUUUUCCACGAGAUCCGUUGGUACCACGGGGAACCUCAGGAGUGUGCUUGCACCAUGUCUCAUCCCCUGUUUAACCCUGGCCCUUCAGGAAAUCAACAAUCCACCCAGAUCCAUAAUGGACCACCGGCGACAUACCUUCCCAAGGGAUUUUCUAAUCUUGGACCUGUAUCUUCUGGAUCUUCAUCUGCAGCUCUUGCCAACUACAUGCCAGGUCAAAACAAAGUCAAAUCAGAUAAUAAUACAGUGGACUCAGUUGCUUGGACUGUGAAAAGUGUGCAUGAACCUAUGGUCCAGAUGGCUAAUUUUAGCAUCGGUCAAAGAAGUGAAUUUCCUUCCUCCUCUUCCAUGUUGGCAACAUCUCAAAGACACACACACAGUGCUGGAAUCGACCCUACCUCCUUAGACUGGUUGGCCAUGUACAAACAAGCUACAAAGAAUGAUGCAUCAGAAUUUUCUUCUUUAUUUUCUCCAUCUGGUUUUAAUGUUGGUCAGAGAGUUUUGUCGGGUGAACAGGUAGAGAAUUCAGAGUCCAUUCUGGGAUUAGGUGAUAAUGAAAAUCCUGUUUCUAACAGAUCGGUUUUUUCGACUGAGUCUAAUCAACUGCAACACCCUACAGAAACAGCAGCUGAGAUCCUUCAGAGGUUUGGCCUUGAUGAAGGCGACUUGAAGAAACUUGACUCUUACUCUUUGAAUCGGAUCACUCCUGGAAAUCUCUCUCGCAUCUUGCAGCACAUUUAUAUUCAGAAGGAGCAAAGAGCUGCAGCUGCAGGAAAGUCUUCUAAACCCCAUUCUCAACCACGGAGUAUUCUGAAGCCAAGUAAAGUUAUUGACUUUGGACAUUCUGAAGUUGUAAAGACCAGUAGUGAUGACAGUAAUCAGAUGGUAGAUAGGUCACCACUGAAUAAGGAAAGCACAAGUGCUUUGGACUCGAAGAGGACAUCUGUAAUUAAACCUGAUAGUGACCCAUCUGAACGACUGCAGGUAAAGCCCAGAGAGGAGGACACAAAACUUCUCAGACCUAAAGUCUCCAAAUCCUGUCCUUUGAAAGAACCAGAGUCAGGUCACCUGCUGAUGUCAGAAACCCAACCAUCCUGCUCCCGGGUCUCUGGUGUUCUUUACAGUUGUUCAUAUCUUAAAAGUUCAAACAGUGAAUCUGGUAAAACUCAAAGAAAACGGACUGUAGUUGAUAAGCAGAGGUCAAAGCAGCAGAUUAAGCAGAAUUAUGUUAGACAGAAAACUCAAGUGAAGCUUCGCAAGCAUCGACAGAAUAAGCCAGUGACGAAGACUCGGGAAGCUUUGAAACUUCAAAGUUCUUCUGCUAAAGCAUCGUCCAGCAAACCGCCUGAGGUCCUGACGUCGGUUCCCAAACGUCUGCCAACGCUGGCCAUGAUUGAAGACUUCGAAGGAGCCACACCGAGAACAUUUCCCCAUAUGUGUUCUCUCUGUGACCAGAUAUUUUCCUGCAUUGAUGAUUGGCUCUACCACCAGAGUACCAGGAACCACUGUGAGAACUCCAGACUUCUUCAGAGAAAGUAUCCUAAGUGGAUUCGGGAAGUAAAACCGUUCCCCGGAAAAGAAAAAACAUUGUUUGCAACUUCUAGGAGUUCGCUGCAUCGUCUGCGAAGCAGUAAGCCUGAAAGCUGGUCCCGCUCAAACGGUGCCAGUCGCUGCCAGGGCUUGGAGGGUCAAAGUGAUGAGUCCGGCAACAGUUCUCGCUCCAGCUACCUGUGGCGUCACCAUAGUCGGAGAUCACGUUCCCCCUCACACAUCCCAGGGUCUAGUAGAGGGUUGAAGAAAAAAACGCUCAGCUCUGGAAGCAGGUCCUGUUCCAGCUCCCGACCCGACUGUGUCUCUAAGGAUGAAGGAGAAAAACGAUCCAAUUCUCCUCACAGCUUUAGACAAACUGACCCGUCUGUUUGUCCUCUGGAGUCCAAUCAUGGCAAAUAUACUCCAGAAUCAGCUGCUGAGAUCCUAAAGAUGUUUGGACUUGACAAAGAGGACAUAAAAGAACUUGACUCUUAUCCUGAGGAUCAGAUCACUCCUGAAAAUCUACAUCUGGUUUUGCGUCAGAUUUUCCUUCAGAAGAAGAAAAGAGCCACAGCUGCAGAAAACCUCAUUGAACCCCAACCCAACCCAAGCAUGACCUUUAGUCCUGAUGGUACAGAGAUGAGUUUUGAUAAAAUGUCCCAAAGUCUUCUGAAACCAGUUAAGGUGGUUGAUUAUGGACAUUGUGCAAAGUAUACUAUUGUUGGUGAUGAGAUAAAGAAGACCAGUACAGAUAGCAGUGAGCCAUGUGGAGAUACAUUACCGCUGGAUAAUUCAAACCCCAGUGGUUGCAAAAAGGCACCGCUGCAAAAAUGUAAGAAACACGUCAGAACCUUUGGUUUGGACUCAAAGAAUCGCCCCAGUAUUAAACUAGGUAGUGGCCCUAAUAAAAGACCGCAGGACAAACCAAAAUGGAAAGUCACAAAACCUCUCAAGUCUCCAGGAUCCAAAAAUUUUCCUUUGAAACAAUCUCAGUCUGGUCAGAUGUCAAAACCAAAAAUUAGAAAAUCCAGCGCCCACCUCACGGGGGGUUGUCCAAGUGGUCCAAACCUGAACAGUACAAAGCAUAAAUGUCUAGGAAAAAGAGCAGCAGCUGCUGUGAAAACGUCAAAGCUGCAGAUGGACCAAAAACCCAAGAGACAAAGGUUGAAGCAGAGGACUCUGAAGCAUGAGACUAAAGUAGAAUCCAAGACUGGGAAAGCUCCACCAUGUGACAUUUCUUCUGGCAAACUAACUCCAACCAAACCACCCGCUGUCAAGGGCUCAGUUUCCAAUCAUCUGCCAACACUGGAAAUGAUUAAAGACUAUGCAGCAGCCACACCGAGAACCUUUCCACACACCUGCUCCAUCUGUAACAAGGAAUGUUCUCACAUGCAGGAUUGGCUGUCUCACCAGAACACCAGCUUUCACCUUGAGAGCUGCAGAAUCCUCCGGACACAAUAUCCAAAGUGGGAUGGGGAUGUUCUACCAUUACUUAGUGCUGAGAUUAAAACCCCGUCGACAUCACCGUUCCACUGGCCAUCACACAGCCCCCACCGCUAUUAUGGCUCAGAGGGUCGAAGGAGCAGAUCCAGGACCAGGUCCCACUCUCGAUCUCGUUCAUACAGCCCGGCCUCGCAUUGUUGUCCAAAUGGCCAGUGGUCCAGAAGCAGAUCACGUUCCAACUCCCACUACCACAGUGGCUCCAAGGACAGAAGAGAGAGAAGCACCAGCCGGUCCAGAUCACCUUUCGACUGUAGACGCACUCAGAGGUCUCGAUCUGGGUCUCCACAGUACGACAAGCCGUCCUCCACUCUCUGUUGCUCACAUUCAAGGAGCCAUGAGAGACAGUCCUCCUCCAGGAGGAGAGAUGAGAAAUGGUUCUCACCGAGGAGGAGCUGUGAAAGAAAGACGUCGCCAAGACCUAAACAAGAGAGGCGAUUGUCCACAGAGAGUUCAGUUCCUCGAAGUGAAAAAAUAAGCAGCGCAGAGAGACUGGUGAAAAAUCUAUUAUAAACAUCAGUCUUUCCAAACGUUUUUAAAACCCUGACUGCUGCUUUAAAAGCUGAACCUGACAGGAUGAACUCAACAUCCUCUUUACCAACCUCCAGCGUGACCAAACUGGAGCAUGCAAAGGCGCUGGAAACGAAGCCCACUCUUUAGUGGAGGAAGAACAGUGCUGCCAGAUCUAUGGUUGGUGUUGAGGGAAAAUAUACAGUUGUUUUUGAGUGUUUCAUAACAAAGGGUUGAUUAAACUAUAUUUGUGAAACGA